Messenger RNA from Hydractinia symbiolongicarpus, 817 nucleotides. RefSeq names its product ectin-like. Bases 152 to 754 code for a protein of 200 amino acids. The transcript is spliced from 5 exons. Lineage: Eukaryota; Metazoa; Cnidaria; Hydrozoa; Anthoathecata; Hydractiniidae. The record is from RefSeq and is a predicted model, not a curated record.
CAUCAAACGUCACUGUACUGUUGGGUUAAAUACUGAAGAUCAAAACAGUUAUUUCAGUUUUGCUAUUUGUUUGUUAUAUUCAUAUCAGUAAUAUUUUGUUUCGAAGACAUUUGCAGUUGAGACUGUGCGUUCAAAUUGCAAAUAUUUGUUUAUGAUGGCAGGAACACGGGUGAAAGUUACAAAAAAAAUAUAUACUUGCGAAGAUAAAGAUGCUUGUUUGUAUGCUCAUAACAAAGUUCGCUCGUAUCAUAAAGUUGAACCCUUAGUUUGGGACACAAAACUGGCUACAAAUGCAAAGAAUUGGGCAAUCCACUUAUUGGAAAACGAUCUUUAUGAUCAUGCUUACGGUAUUAAUGAUGGUGAGAAUUUGUAUAGAAUACCAAGUGCUUCUCAUCGCGCUUAUCACGCUGUCCAUUUCUUCUAUCAGGAAAUUGAAAAUUACGACUUCAGGAGAAUGAGCGAACCUAACAGUACAUUGAGCGAUGAUGAAUUUGACGAGGUUGGUCAUUUUACUCAAGUUGUUUGGAAGGAUGCAAAAAAAGUUGGAUGUUGUGUAGCUUUUGACAAGAAAUUAAAGAAAACCAUUAUUGUUUGUCGAUAUAGUAUUAAACAAAAUCAAAAUUAUUCCGAACAAGUCCUUCGGCAAAAUGUAAAUGGAAAUGGUGAAUUAUUCAUCCCGAAGUGUGAAGAUCUCAUUUGCGAAAACGAUGUGGAAACAACCUUAGAAGGUGUUGACCAUUACAUCAUGUUUUAAAUAAAGGGUGUAUUUAUGCGCACUUGAUUCUCCUAUUGUGAAAAGAAGAAACUCAAAAAAUAA